Messenger RNA from Drosophila hydei, 1557 nucleotides. RefSeq names its product phospholipid scramblase 2 (gene scramb1). Lineage: Eukaryota; Metazoa; Arthropoda; Insecta; Diptera; Drosophilidae. The transcript is spliced from 6 exons. Bases 165 to 1334 code for a protein of 389 amino acids. The record is from RefSeq and is a predicted model, not a curated record. Gene Ontology annotation, biological process: plasma membrane phospholipid scrambling. Gene Ontology annotation, cellular component: plasma membrane. Gene Ontology annotation, molecular function: phospholipid scramblase activity.
AUUUAUAGCAGCUGGUCACACUAAUUCAACGUUCGACUAUUCUGGCAACAAAAUAACGCGAAAGUAUUAAGAAAAUAAAUUAGUAUUCAAGAAGAAAAUACGAACUGAAGCGGACUGGGAGAAAACACUGCUUCCAACCACCUACAACAACAACGCACAACAAUAUGAACAUGAAUAAUGUCAAUAAAGGCGGAUAUGUACCGCCUGGCUAUUAUCCACCAAAUGCACCGCCUGCAGAGGGUGCUCCAUUCGCGCCGCCCGCCGCAAGUGCUCCAUACGCACCACCGAAUGCGCCCUAUCCACCAGGACCACAGCACGGUGGCCAGCCACAACCACACAACUAUGGCUUCACGCCGGGUCCACCCCAAGGAGGUUACGCACCAAUACCUCAAAUGCCUAGCGGAGAGCCCCAUUAUGGAGGUCCAGCGCCUUUUGGAGCUGGUGGUGGUCCACAGCCGUUUGGGUACCCGCCUGGGCCGACUGGUCCGCCGCAACCAUUUGGAUAUCCACCAGGUCCAGCAGGGCCUCAGCAACCAAUUGUAAGCCAGCCUGGUAUGCCGCCAAUUCAUCCACAUCCAGGCAUGGGACCAGCUCAUCCACACCCUGGUCCAGGGGGACCAGCAGGCGACUGGAUGAGUAUACCUUCAGGAAUUCCGAACUGUCCGCGCGGAUUGGAAUACCUUACGAGUAUAGAUCAACUUUUAGUUAAACAGAAAGUAGAGUUGCUUGAGGCUUUUACUGGCUUCGAGACCAACAACAAGUUCUCAAUCAAAAACGCACUCGGCCAGAAGGUCUAUUAUGCGGUGGAGGAAAAUGAUUGCUGCACACGCAACAUGUGUGGUCCUUCACGGCCCUUCGAUAUGAAAAUUUUCGACAACUUCCAGCAAGAAGUCAUUCACUUGAGUCGUCCAUUGGCCUGUUCAGCUUGCUGCUUUCCCUGCUGCCUACAGACACUGGAAGUCUCCGCGCCACCAGGCAAUGUUAUUGGAUCUAUAGAACAGGAGUGGUCCAUUUGCUCUCCGUCGUUUCGCAUUUUAAAUCACCUUGGCGACACGGUGCUUCGCAUUGAGGGUCCCAUGUGCACGUUCUCACUGUGUGGCGACGUCGAGUUCAACGUCGUCUCCCUAACUGGAGCGAAGGUGGGAAAAAUAUCCAAGCAGUGGUCAGGUCUGGCACGCGAAAUCUUUACCGACGCAGACUUUUUUGGCAUCACUUUCCCACUGGAUCUAGACGUACGCAUGAAAGCCGUGCUGCUGGGUGCCACGUUCCUCAUUGAUGCCAUGUUCUUUGAGAAGUCCGGAAACCGCGAGACCGAUACGCCAGGAAUGUUCUAGCUGUUUGUGAAUUUUUGUACAAUAGACGUGUCCCCAAUGUAACGCUAAAUUUACUAUCGAAACCCUGUGACCUAUCGCAUACUAGUCCCCUAUGGCCAAAGCAACUACAAUCUUUAACUCCCCAAGCUAUACUGAAUUGAUUUCAACCAAUUUCGCUAAAGGCAACUUAAAAAGUUUAAACAUUUUUGUUAUACUCAGGAUACAUUUUGAAUGUAAUUAUUUU